This is a messenger RNA of Batrachochytrium dendrobatidis JAM81, 387 nucleotides long. RefSeq lists its product as uncharacterized. The record is from RefSeq and is a predicted model, not a curated record. Bases 1 to 387 code for a protein of 128 amino acids. Lineage: Eukaryota; Fungi; Chytridiomycota; Chytridiomycetes; Rhizophydiales. The transcript has 2 exons.
AUGAAACCGAAUUUUGAAAAAGUUGAUACAUGCUUAAUCUUGCCUCAUGGCCGUAUUCAUUUUGAGCUCCUAUUGUUGGUAUUAAAGAUAUCGAGUUUAUACAACCAAGGAAUAUAUGGCACGAUUAUGGCACUGAAGAAACUCGAACCUAAUAUCAAAUACGUUCGCGUUCUAGUUCAAGAGGACAAAGAUUGCACGUUUCAAGAAUUCAGCUGUUGCUUUCAUGCCAGUCAUCCAAUGUUUAUUUCAAAUGCCCAGCUUAGAAAAAGGAAAGUUGGAGGUUGGAAAGAUGUCAAGGAUGUGAAUAUUCGCUCUGUAUUUUUGUACAGAAAUGAGCACAAAGUCCAGUCAACUAAAGAGUUUAAAGAGCACGUUGUUGUCCAGUAA